AUCGUUAGGGAAAUUUUUUCAACUGCAUAUUUCCCCUUCUUUUUUCCUUACUUUUUUUUUCAUCUUUAACCUAAAAUGGAAUACUAAAAAUUCCCCAUUUUUUCCCUACUACCAAACAAGGUCAAAUUUCGAAAACUGUACUCAGUCGUUCAAUUGAAGUGACCCAGUCGCCGAUGGACUCCAGCUCUGGAGAAGAGUCAGAUCUUAGUGAGUCUGAGAUCAAUGAAUACAAAGAAAAGCCAUAUGAAGAGAUUAGGUCUGGGAAGUACAAAGUAAAGGCCUUAAAUGGUAGCUUAAGAUGCCCCUUUUGUGCUGGGAAGAAGAAACAAGACUACAAGUACAAGGAUCUGCUUCAACAUGCUUCUGGGGUGGGUAAAGGAUCUGCCAACAGAAGUGCAAAACAGAGAGCAAACCACCUGGCCUUGGCAAAAUAUUUGGAAAUUGACCUAGCCAGUGAAGCAGAUGAGACCUCCCGACCAACUGUACCACAAGCUGUGGACCAGACUCCAGAGCAAACUGAGCUUUAUGUCUGGCCAUGGAUGGGAAUAAUUAUGAACAUUGUUGCUGAGUCGAAGAAUAUAGACACAUUGCAUGAUAAAGGGUACUGGUUGAAGAGGUUUGCUAAAUAUAAACCUAUCAAUGUUCAAUGUUUCUGGAAUGAGGUAGACCUGACUGGCCAAGCCAUAGUAGUGUUCAAUAGUGAUUGGAAUGGGUUUGUCAAUGCAACUCAAUUUGAGAAAGCAUUUGAAUCUGAGCGCCACAGUAAGAAGCAUUGGAACGGGCAACAAAGUCAGCUUGGUUCCAAUAUAUAUGGCUGGUGCGCGCGUGCUGAUGACUACCAAUCCGAUGGGCCAAUAGGGGAUUAUCUUCGGAAGGUGGGUAAAUUACAAACCAUUUCUGGCAUUGUCCAAGAAGCUGCUCAAGAUAGGAAUAGCGUUGUGGCAAACUUGACAACAAAAAUUGAUUUGACGAAUGAAAAUUUAGAUGAAUUACAGUACAAAUACAAUGAGACUACUAUGUCCUUAAGCAGAAUGCUCGAAGAGAAAGACAGGCUGCACCUUGCCUUUAUUGAAGAGACAAGGAAGAUGCAAAGGCUUGCUCGAGACAAUGUUCGAAGGAUUUUGGAAGAACAGGAAAAGCUGAAUCAUGAACUGGAAACAAAGAAAAGGAAGAUCGACAACUGGACCAGGGAACUGAAUAAACGUGAGACGCUAACUGAGCGCGAAAGGCAAAAACUUGAUGAAGAGAAGAAAAAGAACAAUGAAAGAAAUAAUUCACUUCAGCUAGCUUCCAUGGAGCAGAAAAAGGCUGAUGAGAAUGUGUUAAGAUUGGUUGAAGAGCAAAAGAGGGAGAAAGAAGAGGCCCUGAAAAAGAUACUUCUGCUGGAAAAACAGCUAGAUAUAAAGCAGAAGUUGGAAAUGGAAAUCGAAGACUUGAAAGGCAAGCUGCAAGUGAUGAAACAUCUUGGACAAGAUGAUGCAGCUGUACAGAAGAAGAUGGAAGAGAUGAAUAACGAGUUGCAAGAGAAGAUUGAUGAUCUGCAAGAUCUGGAGUCAACAAACAAAGCUCUUAUAUACAAAGAGCGUCAAAGCAACGAUGAGCUACAAGAAGCAAGGAAAGUGCUAAUUCAGGGUUUGCCAGAAUUGUUGGGUAAUCGCACUAAUAUUGGAUUAAAGAGAAUGGGAGAGCUUGAUCCAAAGGCUUUUCAUGACACUUGUAAGUCACGAUUUCCUCCUGAUGAGGCGGAAAUUCAGGCCACUACUCUAUGCUCAUCAUGGCAGGAGAAUCUGAAGAAUCCAGAUUGGCAUCCAUUCAAAGUUAUAGUGGAGGGAGGGAAUCCUAAGGAAAUUCUAAAUGAAGAAGAUGAGAAACUAACAAAUCUAAAGCUGGAAUGGGGUGAAGAGAUUUAUAAUGCAGUGGUAACAGCUUUGAAAGAACUGAACGAGUAUAAUCCCAGUGGGAGAUAUGUAAUUUCUGAGCUCUGGAACUUCAAGGAAAACAGGAAAGCCACACUAAAGGAAGUCGUUGGGUAUGUUGUUAGGAACAUCAAAACAGCAAAGCGCAAGAGAACCUGAGGCAAAGGAUGCAAAUAAUCUUCAACUGUUUCGGAAUCUAACCAAAUCUACUGGGACAGUAUGCGUAUGGAGCUGAAUAUUAUUACUGGGUUUGUAAAUUUCAUUUUCAGCUACCAAAUUAAUCCUGAACUUGGGAGUUUAUUCUGUUUUAGUUUGGAACUAUCAGCGGUACCUUUUUUCUAUCCUAAUUAUAAGUGUUUGGUUCAGCUAGCUAA
Molecule: messenger RNA, 2290 nt
Organism: Gossypium raimondii (Peruvian cotton)
Lineage: Eukaryota; Viridiplantae; Streptophyta; Magnoliopsida; Malvales; Malvaceae
Product: factor of DNA methylation 1
Exons: 9
Coding region: 174-2075 (633 amino acids)
Biological process (GO): gene silencing by siRNA-directed DNA methylation
Source: RefSeq, a predicted model, not a curated record